CCCACAUCCUUCUGGAAUCUCCCCACGAUCUGUCGUUCAGUCAUUCGACUCGGAUGGCGGCAGAUGUUACAUGCUCUCGAGGGCGUUGCUUUCAAGCGAAAAUGUAUCCGGAUCCAGGCUUUUCUCCAUUUCGACGGCAAUGCUCUGGUGUGGUGCUCUCAACAUUCUACAUACCAAGUACGGUGAUCGUCCUCGGGAAAUUUCACUCAUUGCCGAUCACCUGUAGUCGGUCACCUGUGCUAUCUCAAGUUCCGUUGUCUAAGUGCAUCCCCGGCUGCCUGAGUUCGUCACCGUAAAACAUGGAACAUGGUCAUUUCACGACCACAUGUCUCUCACGACGGUCACGGCAUGCCAUACUCAAUUACUACGUAAAAUAGCUCAGUGUUUUAUCCGCGCUUGGUUGUAUCAAGG
This is a messenger RNA of Guyanagaster necrorhizus, 411 nucleotides long. RefSeq lists its product as uncharacterized. The transcript has a single exon. The coding region runs from base 54 to 296 and encodes 80 amino acids. The record is from RefSeq and is a predicted model, not a curated record. Lineage: Eukaryota; Fungi; Basidiomycota; Agaricomycetes; Agaricales; Physalacriaceae.